Molecule: messenger RNA, 2784 nt
Organism: Candoia aspera
Lineage: Eukaryota; Metazoa; Chordata; Lepidosauria; Squamata; Candoiidae
Gene: DDX55
Product: DEAD-box helicase 55
Exons: 14
Coding region: 7-1788 (593 amino acids)
Cellular component (GO): nucleolus
Molecular function (GO): ATP binding; nucleic acid binding; RNA helicase activity
Source: RefSeq, a predicted model, not a curated record
CGCAAGAUGGAGCAGGUGACGGAGGGGACGUGGGAGUCGCUGCCCGUCGCGCUCAGCCCGGGCGUCCUGCAGGCCUUGCGGGAGCUGCGCUUCUCUCACAUGACGCCCGUGCAGAGUGCAACGAUCCCUUUAUUUAUGACCAAUAAAGACGUGGCAGCUGAAGCAGUAACCGGCAGUGGGAAAACAUUAGCGUUUGUCAUUCCCAUCAUAGAAAUUCUUCUCCGGCGUGAAGAAAAGCUUAAAAAAACGCAGAUUGGCGCACUUAUCAUCACUCCCACAAGAGAGCUUGCCAUCCAGAUAGAUGAAGUGAUCUCCAGUUUCAUUAAAUAUUACCCCCAGUUUAGCCAGUGUCUUUUGAUUGGUGGGAAGAAUCCUAUGGAAGAUGUAGAACGAUUCAAAGAACGAGGCGGAAACAUCCUUGUGGCCACCCCCGGGCGUUUGGAGGACAUGUUCAGGAGGAAAUCAGAGGGGCUGGAUUUGGCCAAGUCUGUAAAGUCCCUUGAUAUUUUGGUCUUGGAUGAAGCAGAUCGGCUUCUCGACAUGGGGUUUGAAGCAAGUUUGAAUGCUAUCCUGGACUUUCUGCCCAAGCAGAGACGGACAGGUCUCUUCUCCGCAACUCAGACCCAGGAGGUUGAGAACUUAGUAAGAGCAGGCCUCCGAAACCCUGUCCGUAUCUCCGUGAAGGAGAAGGGAAUGGCAGCGAGUAACACCCAGAAGACUCCCACUCGGCUCCAGAACUAUUACAUGAUCUGUAAGGCGGACGAGAAAUUCAACCAGCUGGUUCACUUCCUUCGUCAGCACAAACCAGAAAAACAUCUUGUCUUUUUCAGUACCUGUGCCUGCGUGGAGUAUAAUGGGAAGGCUUUGGAGUCUUUGAUCAAGAAUGUGAAAAUCAUGUGCAUCCACGGGAAGAUGAAACACAAGCGGAGUAGGAUCUUUACAGAGUUCCGGAAACUUCCAAGCGGCAUCCUGGUUUGCACUGACGUGAUGGCCCGUGGCAUAGACAUUCCGGAGGUGAACUGGGUUUUGCAGUACGACCCGCCAAGCAAUGCGAGCGCCUUCGUGCAUCGCUGUGGCCGCACCGCACGCAUCGGCCACCAGGGCAGCGCGCUUGUCUUCUUGCUUCCCAUGGAAGAAGCCUACAUCAGUUUUCUAGCCAUUAACCAGAAGUGCCCCAUGCAGGAACUGAAACCGCAGAGGAAUGUCACAGACGUCCUACCCAAGCUGAAGUCUUUGAGUUUGGCUGAUAGAGCCGUGUACGAAAAAGGGAUGAAGGCCUUUGUAUCCUACGUGCAAGCCUACGCCAAACACGAGUGCAACCUGAUCUUCCGAAUAAAAGAUCUGGACUUUGCCAGCCUAGCCCGAGGUUUUGCCCUCCUGAAGAUGCCAAAGAUGCCGGAGCUGAAAGGCAAGUGCCUCUCGGAUUUCACCCCCGUUGAUAUUGACACGGACGCGAUUGCGUUCAGGGACAAGAACAGGGAGAUGCGGAGGAGGAAGCUCUUGGAGCAAGGGAAGGAAGAGGGCCGGGUGCACAGAGUGGGGAGGAAGUUGCCCAGAAAUCAAGCUUGGUCCAAGCAGAAAGCGAAGAAGGAGAAGAAGAAGAAGAAAUUGAUGGCAAAGCGGAAAAGAGAGGAGGGUUCUGACCUCGACAAUGAAGAUAUGGAGGAGCUUCUGAACGAUACCCGGCUCUUGAAAAAGUUAAAAAAGGGCAAAAUCAGCGAGAAGGAGUUUGAGAAGACGCUUCUGUGCAGCAGGAAAGAAGGGAGCGGCUCGGACUCGGAAGGAUAACAUAUAAACUGAAAACGCCCCCUUUUCUUGUGUUGCUAAAACUGAUUCUCUUGCUGAACUUGUUAACCCUGGCUCUGGAUUUCUGCAUGCAAAAUCGGGUUGAGCCAAGCUGCUUUCCCCUUGCCUCCCAUUAGGAGGUAUUGAAAGCCAGCUCUGCAGAGUCAGAAGACCCGUCCGUCCGAUUCAGUAUUGUCUGUUUUGAGCAGAAGCAAAUGACUCGGAGCGUGUUUAGCCUCUGCUGCUAAAGUUGCGGCCCAAAAGUGGGAUGGACUCAAAACAAAAACUUCACGAAAUGGGGUGCGGAGUCUUGCUUGGCAACGGUCGUCUUGUUUCAGGAAGCCUGCUGUUCAAUUUGUCUCCUUGCCCUUCCGGGACUUCAGCCCCUUUUCCCACACUUCGAGAACAAUCUUGACAAACACUGGAGCUUUGGGGACCCACCAGGUGUGAUCUGCAGAUACUUCGCAUGGAGCAGGAAAACGGCUGUGUGCAGGACCCAGAUAUACCCGUGGUGGAAGGCCCUCUAAGAAGGGGAACGAAGUCGCUUCGUUGCAAGAGACGAGACUGUGUGAGAAAGCUGUUUUUAGCUUGGCUUGCUCCCCUCCCGUUUCAUCAUGGCCGAGGGCUUGCCUGAGGAGGAGUUGUGAUGUGUGGAAUGUGUUUCUGCAGUCUGGAUCUGGGAAGGCUGGGAAAAAAAAUCUCCCAACCUCUUCCACAUGGAGUUCAGGCCAAGAAAAGCAGCAACUGUUAUGAGGACCAGUGUGUGCCCUCUAGUUAAAGAGCUGUUGAGUCACAUUCAGAGAAGGAAAGGGUCCUAGGUCAGCCUUGACAUGCCCAUCCGCAGGUAACACACCUGGAUGGAGAUGCAGCUGUAGAACUGCAAGCCACAGUCACAAUUGUCCCUACCAGGUUGAGACAGAUGGUAUUUCCAUUCAGGUUCAAUAAUUAUUUACAUAUUUUUACUUGUAUGUAAAUUAAAUGGAUCUAACAAAACACAGA